Messenger RNA from Folsomia candida, 2421 nucleotides. RefSeq names its product neuropeptide SIFamide receptor. Gene Ontology annotation, molecular function: neuropeptide Y receptor activity; peptide binding. The coding region runs from base 277 to 1521 and encodes 414 amino acids. Gene Ontology annotation, biological process: G protein-coupled receptor signaling pathway. The transcript has 3 exons. The record is from RefSeq and is a predicted model, not a curated record. Gene Ontology annotation, cellular component: membrane. NCBI's taxonomy places the organism in Eukaryota, Metazoa, Arthropoda, Collembola, Entomobryomorpha, Isotomidae.
ACAACGCCAUCAGCAGCAGCAGCCAAAGUAUGCACGCACACGACCCAAUCUCGCGAGGUAAAGUGAUACACGGACCUUAAUCUCGACACUAUUAUCUUAUCGCAGCAAUUGCAAGAGGCACUAGUUUAAAAUUAGUCUGUUAAAAUCAGCAGUUAUCAACUCGAUUAGUUAAUGUAGUGACGGUUAAUUUCUCUUGUUUAACAAUCUAUUGCGUCAUCAACAUCACCUGUAGAAUUCUGAGGCAAAGUGAUACAAAAGUUGUUCUGAAAGAAAACAAUGGAAUUUAUGGACUCUUGGUUCCUCCUGCACGAGAAUACUCUCCAUUUAAAGACAGUUUAUGACCAUCAUCAAACCGUGAUAUCUUCAGUGCCGGUUGGUCAAAACUUUGGUGUGGUUCAUCCCAUGGUGGACGACUCUGUGGAGAUGGAGUCUGUAGAAUUGUCUGGUCGUGGAGGUGAUGGUGAGGAUGAGGAUCUCCUGUACCGACAUUCAGCCUGGGUUAUGUGCGUCCUGAUUGCGGGAUAUCUAUUCGUCCUCUGUUUCGGAUUGUUGGGAAAUUUUUCUGUCCUCAUCGUCGUCGCUCGGACCCCCAGGAUGUCAACUGUGACCAAUCUGUUCAUCUGUAAUCUCGCAUUGGCGGACCUGCUCGUCUUGAUAUUUUGCAUCCUGCCCAAUCUCGUCUCCAAUAUAUUUGUUCCUUGGGUCCUUGGAUGGUUCUUGUGUAAAACAGUCCCAUAUAUCCAAGGGGUUUCUGUGUGUGCUUCCAUUUACUCCCUCGUCGCCAUCUCAGCGGAAAGAUGUUUCGCAAUUCAAUGGCCACUUCACGCUCAAUUGACCAAGUCCACAGCGCGCAAUUGCAUAAUCUUGAUAUGGAUAUGGUCGUCCCUGGUUUGCGUCCCGUGGGCAAUUUUCUUUGACAUUUCCGCCGCAGACAGCCAAUACCCCGACCUUCAAUUUUGCGUUGAAACUUGGCCUGAGGGAUUCAACUGGGAGAAUUACUACUUUUUCUUCGGAAACCUGAUUCUCUGCUACCUUUUCCCUCUGGGCGUCAUCUCGCUCUGUUAUUUUGUUAUUUGGCUCCGAGUGUGGCGAAGACCUUUGCCAUGUGACGUUAGAAACUCAUCGGUCGAACUUAUCCACAAGAAAUCGAAGGCCGGUGUUCUCAAAAUGUUACUCGUCGUAGUCUUAAUGUUCGCUCUCAGCUGGCUGCCCCUCUACAUAAUUUUCUCCAGGAUAAAAUUUGGCGGAAAAUUGACAACUCUAGAGCUUGAAGUCGUCUCAAUUGGCACACCGCUGGCUCAAUGGCUGGCCGGAAGUAAUUCAAUGUGGAAUCCGUGGAUCUACGCGUUUUUAAACGUCAAAUUUCGUCGAGCUUUCAACAAUCUGUUUUGUGGUCGAACGCUCCGCCGAGAUCCGACCCCACAUUACCAAAAGCCCAAUGUCAACAUUAUGUUGAAAAGGCUGCAUAUGUACAAGGGCCAUACAAACACGUCGUCCAUGUUUAAUGUGACUGAAGUCUGAGAGCCCAUAUUUAUUUCUAUACUUUUCAACGACUUCCGGCAAAAUUUCCGGUGGUAAGUACCGUUCAAGGCGAAAUUUAUAGACCGCAAAUACAUACAUUGCACAAACUUUAUCAGGCCAGGUUAGAUAAACAUUAAAGGAAAUGAGGGUAAAAGCAAAAGCGACCAUUCAUUCAUCUCAUGUACCAGACUACAGGUUGUUAUGUAACAGAGAGAGAGAAAGUCGUCCAUUUCAUUCUCAACUAAAAUGACCACCACCCACCCACAAGUUUAUUUGUUCUUUCUUCCGGUCUAGAAAAUAUCCUUUGACUGUUGGCUAGUUUCAGAAAUAAGGACGCCGACGGGUAUUUAUUUUCAGAAAAUGUGUGCUAACGAGGGUCUAAAUCUUGGAUAUAUCUGUAACAUGCAAUUUUCAAGGGAUUUACGUAAUCGUAUAUGUAUUCGCUUGGUGGAAAAGGUUCUCCUCCUCCUUAUUUCAAGUUCAAUCUAAACUUUGCAAACAACCAAUUAGACUUAAGGCAAAGUUUGUUUGUGCGAAGGGUCUUUUCUUUGCGAUGUAGCUAUAAUUGCAAUUUUGCAAUGUCCCCUAAUAAUAGUGAAUGUUCUUCUGUACAAAAUAUUAACAAAGUAAAUAAUAAAGGGUAAAAAAUGUCUAUGUCUGCAAAGUUGUAUAACGUUUUGAAAGUGCAGCGUUAAUUUUGGCUGUUGGAGAAUUUUUAAUGAAGUUGUUUCUCAUGUUGGCUUGAAAGUUCGAGUGCUUAAGCACAUAAGCAAAUAUUUUGUCUCGAAUUAAAGAAAAUAUAUGUGUGUUAGUUUAGUGAUGAGAGUUUAAGAAUGAAUGUCUGGAAUAUAUUUUUUUAUGGUUAAAAGUUUUUGACAAUUUAUCGUAUUAAUUAAGAUA